GUCUUGUAUAUGCAAAUAUAUUAUGAAGCUUAAUUUCAUUAAAAUAACCGGAUGGAAGCGUCAGGUGCUUAUUGUUACAUGUUUGUAUAUAGGACAAUUAGUUUUAGGCUUCACAGUUGCCUGGUCAGGCGUCACACUACCCAAGCUUCAAGAUCGUGACCACUCACCACUUAGUGAACCGUUAAAAGAUGCGCAGCUUUCUCUAAUUGCUUCCUUGUUAUAUGUUGGAUGUAUACCAGGUCCGUAUGUAGUGGGAUGGCUGUCAAACAUCAAAGGUCGGAAGCCAUGUCUGUUUGCCGGCGGGGUUAUACUCAUCAUAGCAUAUAUAAUUUUGGCGACGACCAAUAACCUCGCCAUGUUGCUAUGCGGUAGAAUACUGAGCGGCUUUGGGAUAGGCAUCGUGGGUGUUAUGAAUGUGGUGUACAUUGGAGAAAUUGCGUCAACAAACAUCAGAGGUAUUCUGCUAACGUUGAUGGGUCUAACUCAGACGUGCGGUGCAGUGAUUCUGUACACCGCUGGUUAUUUCCUUUUAUAUCCCGCCACCAACUACGUCGCUAUGGUACUAUCUGCCGUAUUUACUCUGGCAACACUUUUUAUACCUGAAUCUCCAAUAUUUUACAUUUUGAAAGGAAAAGAUGAAGCUGUAACGAAAAUAUUAAACGAACUAGGCAGAAGUGAGGACAUAGAAACCAUAAUGGCAUCCAAAAAACUAUUCCAAGAAACCACAGCAACAAAAGAUUGGCUCGAACUUUUCACAGUACGAGGGAAUAGAAAGGCUUUGAUAAUUGUUCUUAUUAUGAACAUAUUACAACAUUGCAGCGGCGUUAUGGUGGUUAUAUUCUUUGCUGGAACCAUUUUCGAAAUGGCUGGCUCGACCACAGAGUCAAAUUUGUCUAUGUUAAUUAUAACAGCAUUUCAAAUAACCGGGAGUUUGAUAAGUCCUGCAUUGGUUGAAAGGUCGGGACGGAAGCCUUUGAUGGUUGUAUCUUGUGCAAUAUGCUCUUUGGCAAUGUAUUUACUUGGAUUGUACUUCUAUUUGCACCGUUCAGGGAACAUAGUAGCGAGUAGUAUAAAGUGGUUCCCGCUUGCAGCACUUAUAUUGUUUUUCAUUGGAUAUGAUUUUGGCCUGGGUAUAAUACCCAACACUCUUAUCGGGGAGUUAUUUACUACUAACGUCAGGAGUAAAGGAUCUGCCGCCGCGCUAACAGGCUCAUGGUUAGCGGGGUUUAUAAUCACCACGGCAUUUGGCUCUGUAUUGGACACCAUAGAUUACAUAGCGUUCUGGAUAUUCGGUACCACGUGCCUUGGCGCCAUGGUUUUUACGAUAUUUUUCGUUUUGGAAACCAAAGGGAAAAGCUUGUUGGAGAUUCAGGAAUGUUUGAAUAAGUAAUAUUGCUUAGGGUUAAAAUAUUUUUGGUACCUAUUUAUUUAUUUAAUAAAUAAAACUAGUUUUGUUGAUAA
This is a messenger RNA of Bicyclus anynana (squinting bush brown), 1461 nucleotides long. RefSeq names its product facilitated trehalose transporter Tret1. Bases 23 to 1390 code for a protein of 455 amino acids. NCBI's taxonomy places the organism in Eukaryota, Metazoa, Arthropoda, Insecta, Lepidoptera, Nymphalidae. Gene Ontology annotation, cellular component: membrane. Gene Ontology annotation, biological process: transmembrane transport. The record is from RefSeq and is a predicted model, not a curated record. Gene Ontology annotation, molecular function: transmembrane transporter activity. The transcript is spliced from 8 exons.